UGACGGUCGUCAGCCGGCACGUGUCUUGGUGCAGCGGCUCGCAAUAUGGUUGCUUUCGGUUUGGUUGUUGCAUGUACAUCUCAGUAAUGUGAAUUUAGCUGAAAAGGCCUAUAUUUUACAGUUCUUAUAUACCGUUGUGUAACCAACAGCAGCCAUGGUAAAGGAUCAGUUUAGGGAAACUGAUGUGGCUAAGAAAAUAAGUCACAUUUGUUUCGGAAUGAAGUCGGCGGAACAGAUGAGACAACAAGCGCACUUACAAGUUGUCAGCAAAAACUUGUACAGUCAGGAUAUGGGUCACACACCUUUGCCCCAUGGUGUGCUAGACCAUCGCAUGGGUACAAGUGAAAAGGACAGACCAUGUGAAACAUGUGGAAAGAAUCUUGCAGACUGUUUAGGACACUAUGGUUAUAUUGAUCUUGAACUGCCCUGUUUUCAUGUUGGAUACUUUAAAGCUAUUAUAGGAGUGCUUCAGAUGAUAUGCAAAACCUGCUCUCGUAUCAUGCUGUCAAAAGAAGAAAAGAAGCAAUUUUUAGAUUAUUUGAAGAGACCUGGGCUGACAUACUUACAGAAACGUGGUUUGAAAAAGAAGAUUUCAGAAAAGUGUCGGAAAAAAAACACUUGCUCAUACUGUGGAAGUUUCAAUGGCCCAGUCAAAAAGUGUGGUUUGCUCAAAAUAAUUCAUGAGAAAUACAAGACAAACAAAAAAGUUGUUGAUCCAGUUGUAUCAGAUUUUCUACAAUCUUUUGAUAUUGCAAUAGAGCACAACAAAGAAGUGGAAUCAUUGCUGGGCAGAGCUCAGGAAAACCUUAACCCACUGGUUGUACUUAACUUAUUUAAGAGGAUUCCCUCAGAGGAUGUUCCGUUACUUUUGAUGAACCCAGAAGCGGGUAAGCCUGGUGAUUUGAUUCUGACACGGUUGCUAGUUCCCCCACUGUGUAUAAGACCAUCUGUGAUUAGUGACCUGAAAUCAGGAACCAAUGAGGAUGAUUUGACAAUGAAACUGACAGAAAUCAUCUUCCUCAAUGAUGUCAUUAAAAAGCAUCGAAUGUCUGGAGCGAAGACUCAGAUGAUCAUGGAAGACUGGGACUUUCUCCAGCUGCAGUGUGCUCUUUAUAUUAACAGCGAACUUUCAGGAAUACCUCUCAAUAUGGCACCUAAGAAAUGGACUAGAGGCUUUGUUCAGAGGCUCAAAGGAAAACAAGGAAGAUUCAGAGGAAAUUUAUCAGGAAAAAGAGUCGAUUUUUCUGGAAGAACAGUCAUUUCACCUGACCCAAACUUGCGUAUUGAUGAAGUAGCAGUGCCUGUACAUGUUGCCAAAAUAUUGACUUAUCCUGAAAAGGUGAACAAAGCUAACAUUGAUUUUUUGCGGACACUUGUACGAAAUGGCCCCGAAGUUCAUCCUGGAGCAAAUUUCAUUCAGCAACGCCAUACUAACAUGAAAAGGUUUCUGAAAUACGGUAAUAGAGAGAAGAUGGCACAGGAAUUAAAAUUUGGAGACACAGUGGAAAGACACAUGAUAGAUGGAGAUAUUGUUCUCUUUAACAGGCAACCUUCCCUCCACAAACUCAGCAUCAUGGCUCAUAUUGCAAGGGUUAAGCCUCAUAGAACAUUUCGAUUUAAUGAAUGUGUCUGCACACCUUAUAAUGCUGAUUUUGAUGGAGAUGAAAUGAAUCUUCAUCUACCGCAAACUGAAGAGGCAAAAGCAGAAGCCCUUGUUCUCAUGGGGACUAAAGCUAAUUUAGUAACCCCACGAAAUGGAGAACCACUUAUUGCUGCUAUUCAGGAUUUCCUUACAGGUGCUUAUCUUUUGACUCUGAAAGAUACUUUUUUUGAUAGAGCAAAGGCCUGUCAAAUUAUUGCUUCUAUUCUUGUCGGAAAAGAUGAGAAAAUAAAAGUUUGCCUUCCUCCUCCAGCUAUUUUGAAGCCAAUAAGAUUGUGGACGGGAAAGCAGAUAUUCAGUUUAAUUCUUAAGCCCAGUGAAACAUGUCCUGUGAAAGCUAACCUUCGAACAAAGGGCAAACAAUACUGUGGCAAAGGAGAGGACCUCUGCAACAAUGAUUCUUUUGUUGUAAUACAGAACAGUGAGUUGAUGUGUGGCAGCAUGGACAAAGGAACUCUGGGUUCUGGAUCCAAGAAUAACAUCUUCUACAUUCUUCUGAGAGAUUGGGGACAAAUGGAAGCUGCAGAUGCAAUGUCCCGCUUAGCCAGACUUGCACCAGUUUUUCUUUCAAAUCGAGGAUUUUCUAUUGGCAUUGGAGAUGUUACACCAGGGCAAGGUUUGCUGAAGGCUAAACAAGAUCUUUUGCAUGCUGGAUAUAAGAAGUGUGAUGAAUACAUUGAGGCUCUUAACACAGGCAAAUUGCAGCAACAGCCUGGUUGUACAGCUGAAGAAACUUUAGAGGCACUUAUCCUAAAGGAGCUGUCUGUUAUCAGAGACCAUGCUGGAAGUGCCUGCCUGAGGGAGCUGGACAAAAGCAAUAGCCCUUUAAUUAUGGCGUUAUGUGGCUCAAAAGGGUCUUUUAUAAACAUAUCACAAAUGAUUGCCUGUGUCGGACAACAGGCAAUCAGUGGCUCUCGUGUUCCUGAUGGGUUUGAGAACAGAUCCUUGCCACAUUUUGAGAAACAUUCAAAGCUUCCAGCAGCAAAGGGCUUUGUUGCAAAUAGUUUCUAUUCUGGCUUGACUCCUACUGAAUUUUUCUUCCAUACUAUGGCUGGCCGUGAAGGUCUGGUGGAUACAGCUGUAAAAACAGCAGAAACGGGAUACAUGCAGAGACGUCUUGUGAAGUCACUUGAAGACCUCUGCUCUCAGUAUGACCUUACUGUGAGAAGUGCAACAGGGGAUAUAAUUCAGUUUAUUUAUGGAGGAGAUGGGUUAGAUCCAGCAGCUAUGGAGGGAAAAGAUGAACCUUUAGAAUUUAAGAGAGUGCUGGAUAAUAUAAGAGCUGUAUAUAGCUGCAGUGAUGAGCCAGCCCUCAGUAAGAAUGAACUAGUUUUAACUGCUGAGUCUAUAAUGAACAGAAGUGAGUUUUUGUGUUGCCGGGACACAUACUUGCAGGCAUUCACUGAUACAGGUUAUGAAAAAUAUUUUAAGGAGAUUAAAAAGUUCAUCAAAAUAAUUUCAGAAAAGAUCAAGAAAACAAGGGACAAGUAUGGCAUUAAUGACAAUGGAACGACAGAGCCAAAGGUUCUAUAUCAGCUGGACAGGAUUACACCAACACAACUUGAGAAAUUCUUAGAGACAUGUAGAGACAAAUACAUGAGAGCCCAAAUGGAGCCUGGAUCUGCCGUUGGUGCAUUAUGUGCACAGAGCAUUGGAGAACCUGGAACACAGAUGACACUGAAAACGUUUCACUUUGCUGGUGUUGCUUCCAUGAAUAUCACUCUUGGUGUCCCUCGAAUUAAAGAAAUCAUCAAUGCUUCCAAAAAUAUCAGCACACCAAUUAUAACAGCUAAUUUGGAUAUUGAUGAUGAAGCGGAUUUUGCCAGGCUUGUGAAAGGAAGAAUAGAAAAAACCCUCCUUGGAGAGAUUUCAGAAUAUAUUGAAGAAGUCUUCCUUCCAGAUGAUUGUUUUAUUCUUGUAAAGUUGUCUUUGGAAAGAAUUCGCCUAUUGAGGUUGGAGGUAAAUGCUGAAACAGUGCGGUAUUCAAUAUGCAUUUCUAAAUUAAGAGUGAAACCUGGAGACAUUGCAGUGCAUGGAGAAGCAAUUGUUUGUGUGUCUCCACGUGAGAACAACAAGAGCUCUAUGUAUUAUGUCCUACAGUCUCUCAAAGAAGACUUGCCAAAGAUUGUGGUCCAAGGCAUACCAGAGGUUUCUAGGGCUGUCAUUCAUGUUGAUGAACAAAGUGGAAAAGAAAAAUUUAAGUUACUGGUGGAAGGAGAUAAUCUCCGUGCAGUCAUGGCAACUCAUGGUGUCAAAGGAACAAAAACAACUUCAAACAAUACAUAUGAGGUUGAGAAGACAUUGGGUAUUGAAGCUGCCCGAACAACCAUUAUCAAUGAGAUUCAAUAUACAAUGGUGAAUCAUGGAAUGAGCAUAGAUCGAAGACAUGUUAUGUUGCUUGCAGAUCUUAUGUCGUACAAGGGUGAAAUUUUAGGAAUUACCCGAUUUGGUUUAGCAAAGAUGAAGGAGAGUGUUCUUAUGCUUGCUUCUUUUGAAAAAACUGCUGAUCAUUUAUUCGAUGCUGCAUAUUUUGGACAAAAAGACUCUGUAUGUGGUGUAUCUGAAUGUAUAAUUAUGGGGAUCCCAAUGAAUAUUGGAACAGGUCUUUUUAAGCUGCUGCAUAAGGCUGAUAAGGUUCCAAAUCCUCCAAAAAGGCCACUAUUGUUUGAUAAUACUGAAUUUCACAUUUCCCUUGUGACAUAACAAAAAUGGAUAUCUUAACUAAAAAAGUUAUUUUUCUCUUGAAUGAGAAUUUUGAAAUUAAGCUAAAAGUGAAGCUUAUGUUAUUUGACUGAACUUUUAAAUUGUUUUCAUAAACACACAAUGCAACUGUGUGUAUGUAUAGUUGUUAUUCUGAAACCUUUUGUUUUAUAUAAAAUAAUAUAUAUCAGCAGAACAUAAGGUUUAAUGUAUAUAAGUAUUUUUCCCCAUAGUGUGUAUAUUAUCUGUAAAAGAGCAUUUCUUGAUCUGUUGCAUAAAAAUAUAUAUAAUUAAGGUAGAAUAGGUUUCUACAACCUGAUGACUUGAAUGUGCUUGGAAGUAUUAAAGCAAGUAGAAAAAUAAUUCUUUCAUGCUACCUUAGACAAAUUAAAGAUUUCCUCAUUGUAAAUUUAAAAAAGAGAUUCUUUACUGUGCAUGCUGAUUUAAAGUAUUUGUUAAUACGUGUUAGACUUAUUUGCAUAUAACUUUCCAUUUCACUGAUUUAGGUUAGAGAUGCUCUUAAUUUAACGGUGGUCUUUGUUAUAAAUUGUUUUGUUAUUUUUCAUAAAUACUUUGAAGUAUCUGGCACUUUACAACCUGAUAGAAUAAGCAAGAAGUGUAAAAAUAAAGAAACUGGUUGGUAUUUGAAGCUUACAACAAUGUGUGUUUGUGUUUGUAUGAUGAAGUACCCCAAACUCUGUGUGUAUAUGUAUGUGUGAGUUUGAGGUACUAUUAAUUAUUAAAAUUCCAGAUAUAAUACCACCUCAAAUAUGAAUGUAUUAAAAUCUUAAAGCUUACAAAAUAUAUUUCUGUUGUUCUUGUAUAAAAUAGUAAAUCAUAUUAGUUGCAGCAAAUAUUAAGCAGUAUUAAUAAUAAUAAUCUGUAACCAAAUGUAUUCACUAUAUAGUCUCUGAAUUUCAUUUUUAUAAUUAGUUAUUAAAUAUCCUGCAAGGGUCCAUUGUACAUAUUUCAUGUAAGAUUUAUUCUGAGCUUUUAUAUUAGAUAAGAGCUUUUUUAUUUUUUAUACUUGUAUCUCUGCAGGUGCUCUUUUAAUCUCCAUGCCACCCCUGGGUUACUUGGCUUGUCAUCAAGGUCUCUAGUCCAUUCCACUGUUAUGAUUGUGUUACCCAAUUUCAAAGUUACAUACACAUCCCUGUGAAGAAACUGAUUAUCUUAUUCAUUGAACAUAAUGUCUAGACGCCUGUAAAAUUUCUCCAGCACACAAAAUUUUGUUACUUCCCACUAGACCACAUGGACAGCAUCAAUAGCUUAACUUUUUCUCAUUAAACUAUUGAACCUCAGCAAAUUAGGGGUAGUGAUAUUUUUUAAUGGAAUGGACACAACAUCCCUGGAAAAGAAAACUUUAUUUUACAAGACCUUUUGAGAAUUUAAGUGCACAGUGACACAAAGGCAGCAUACGUCUUUUAUACAAUUACCUCUGACUCUCAAAGGCUAUUAGCAAAUUUCUUUGUGGCCAAACAAACACUAUGUCAUCUUAAUCUUACAGCCUUGAGCUGUUCCAUCCUAUUUUUGGGGCAUUGUAUUUAAGUUUUAAAGUAGGAUCUCCCACUUUACAUACCCAAUGCAACAUUCUUCCUGAAUUGGAUGAGACCAAGAGCAUUUUGCAGUGGUGAGAUACAGUGUUAUAUCUGUAAGAUUGGGGAGUGGGCUGAGUAUAGAGUAAACUAGUCUUGAUGCUUUAUGAUGUUUUAAACAAAGUCCAAGACAACAGUGGAUAACCUUAUAACUUAAUGUUUUUUUCUAACAAAGGUUUUCAUUUCAUUCAUUUUACCACUUUCGUUGUUUACUCCUUAUUCAUCCAUUAAAGUUUUAAGGUUUUGCCGUCAACUUUUAUCACCAGACAAGGUCAUAAGGUGGUUCAUGAAGACACUUGCAUGGGAAAAAAUGGGUUGCUACACCAGAAAGACUGGGAAACACUGCCCCUUAGAUGUCAUCUAUGUAUGUUCAUAUUUUCCUGGUAUGUUUUCAUGUAAUUAGUACACUGCAUUCAUUUUUUUUAAAUAGAUUAACCCUCACCCUUUGUUCCACAUUAUUUUACAUACUGAUACAGUGUAAGCAUGUAAGUUUUGGCCUAAUCAAUCAAAUCUUAACACUUAGAACAAUUGAAUAAAAUUUUUUAACAGUCUUAAAUGUCCCAAAAUAUGUUUGAUA
Polypterus senegalus (gray bichir) is the source of this 6532-nucleotide messenger RNA. It is a transcript of the gene polr3a, whose product is annotated as polymerase (RNA) III (DNA directed) polypeptide A. NCBI's taxonomy places the organism in Eukaryota, Metazoa, Chordata, Cladistia, Polypteriformes, Polypteridae. The record is from RefSeq and is a predicted model, not a curated record. The transcript is spliced from 32 exons. Gene Ontology annotation, biological process: DNA-templated transcription. The coding region runs from base 155 to 4363 and encodes 1402 amino acids. Gene Ontology annotation, molecular function: DNA-directed RNA polymerase activity; DNA binding.